Messenger RNA from Protomyces lactucae-debilis, 1791 nucleotides. RefSeq names its product multicopper oxidase-domain-containing protein. Gene Ontology annotation, molecular function: oxidoreductase activity; copper ion binding. The transcript has 3 exons. The record is from RefSeq and is a predicted model, not a curated record. Bases 1 to 1791 code for a protein of 596 amino acids. NCBI's taxonomy places the organism in Eukaryota, Fungi, Ascomycota, Taphrinomycetes, Taphrinales, Protomycetaceae.
AUGACUCUCCCUUUGAAGCCGCCUCAGCAAACUGCCGCAGUAGACUCCUCCUAUUCAGACAAGCACAAGAGUCACGGCAAGAACAAGAAUCAUGGCAAGAAUGGCUCUCGCGGCAAGCACUGGAAGCAUGGCAAGAAUGGACACCACGGCAUUGACAAGUACGGUGCUCCUGAUCGUACUACUUGGAACGAGGACAACAUCUUCACGGACUACACGCAGUACAUCCCAGACACUGGCGUCACUCGCUACUACGAUUUGACUGUGGACGAGGCCAACUUGGCUCCAGAUGGCGUCGACGCUCCUUUCAUGCAAGUAUUCAACGGCCAAUUUCCCGGACCCUUGAUUGAGGCGGAUUGGGGCGACCACAUUGAAGUUCGCGUGCACAACCAUCUUCGCAAUAACGGCACCUCCAUCCACUGGCACGGCUUCAUCCACACAAACAACACACAAAACGAUGGAGUCAAUGGCGUCACCCAGUGCCCUAUUCCUCCACUGUCUUCUCUCACCUAUCGGUUCCGCGCGCAACGCUACGGCACCAGCUGGUAUCACAGCCACACAAGUGUGCAGUAUGGCAAUGGACUUUAUGGUCCUAUAUUGAUUCGCGGCCCCUCUUCUGCCAACUGGGACGUGGAUCUUGGCACUGUCAAUAUUGGAGAUUGGUACCACAAGUCGCAAUUUGAGCUUGUCCAGGACUUCUUCGUCAGCGGGCCUCCUACAGCAAGUGCGACCGUGUUCAAUGGCCAGGGUGUAUUCAACGACAACGGCACGCUUCGUGGCUCUUACUACGACAUCACAAAAGAACUCAAGUUCCGGCCUGGUAGGAAGCAUCUGCUCCGCCUCAUCAACUCUGCCUCAGAUGCCAAAUACGAGAUCUCACUCGACGAACACACCAUGACCGUUGUCUCUUUGGACUGGAUUCCCGUUCGCCCAUUCAAAACAAAGACGCUCUUCUUGUCCAUUGGCCAGCGUGCUGAAGUCAUCAUCAAGGCAACAGAAGACCCUCGCAAGUCUUACUGGUUUCGUGCAGAUACGACCGCUUUGGGAAUGAAUCGUGGGACCACUUGUGGCGACAAGAAUUUGUCCGCAAAUCAAUCCAAGGCCAUUAUUUCUUACGUGGGUGCUGAUGGCUCUGAUCCCGAUUCAACGCCGUGGACGUACACACCUCACUGUUCGGAUGUUGCAAUGAAUAAUGCCAAGCCCGUCGUUGCACUGACUCUCCCUCCUCCAAUCUUCAGGCAGAAUCAUUCACUGGAUCCCAUCAAGCCUAAUGCCACUGGUGACAUCGUCUUCAAUGUCGACAACUCGUCGCUGUAUCUCAACUGGAACAAACCUACUCUGAAUCUGAUCAACGAUGGUUUCACUCAAUUCCCAAGGCAGUACAACGUCUAUCAGCUGAACGGCACAGAUCGCGACUCUGUCAUUGUCGUGCUGCAAGACAACACAGGCAUCCCGCAUCCUAUUCACCUGCACGGCCACGACAUGUCUAUUGCUGCGCUUGGUAACGGUACUUGGAACGGGACCAUCAAUUUCGACAAUCCACCUCGACGCGACACUGUUCAAGUCGAAGGAGGAGGCCAUCUCGUCAUGCACUUUGCAUUGGACAAUCCGGGGACUUGGUUAUGGCACUGCCACAUUGCCUUCCACGUCAGUGCAGGUCUGGGAGCGCAAUUUGUCGAGCGUAUACAGGAUAUCAAUACGGUGGAGAAUGUCACGCAGACGUACCAGACAUGCUCGCAGUGGCAGGCCUGGACAGAUUUCAACUUGGUGCUGCAGACGGAUUCUGGGGUGUAG